GAGAGAGAGAGAGAGAGAGAGGGAGGAAAAAGGGGGAGGAGAGUGAAAAAGAGAAGAGACAGGCAGAGGAAAGAAGAGACACAGUUACAAAACCAGGGAAUUUUGCCGGUGAGUGAAAAGUUUCUGCUGGUUCCUGAGGUUUCCUCUGCUGACGGGAUCAGAGCUCCAGCAUACACUCCAGCACCAGGGGAUCAUUUCUAACUACAGAAGACAACAGGAUGAGUGUGUGACUCACUCAGUGAGCCAUCUGUCUGUCCGGCUGUCUCUCUGUAAGUCCAUCAUUCCUCCAUCCUCUGCCUCAGUAUGAAGUUGAACCUCACACUGUGCCAAGACACCCUGAGAGAGAGAGAAAGAGAGCGACAGCACUAAGAGUCCACGAGAGGAGAAGGUGUGUAACACUGGAGCUCAAGGACAAACCAUGGACUCUGCAGAGCAACCACCACACCUGGGCGUCCACAAUGUUCCUUGCUAGUCUUCUAGUUCUGAUGACUGUGCUGCUACCUCCAGCCUUGCCAGGUCACCAGGGGUAUUACAGUCACUCUCAUGGUAACCCGGGAAUCUCUAUAGAGCCCAGUUUGGCCCAGACCAUCCAGAACCUUCUCCUGACCCGACUGGGCCUACAGUCCUAUCCAGACCCCCACCCAGGAGCAGUGGUACCUCAGUAUCUCCUUGACCUCUAUCGCUUCCAUGCACAGCAGUACCAUCUGGUAAAAGAUCCAGACUUCAGCUUUCCUGUGGAACAUGUUCAAGGUGCCAACACAGUCCGCAGCUUCCACCAUGCAGACCUUCAUAACCCUGUUGAGAAGAAUGACAGGUUCCAUAUAGCUUUUAACCUCUCCUCUAUUCCUCCCUAUGAGAAUGUGGUAUCAGCAGAGCUGCGUUUUUUGCGCAGAGGAACACACCAGACUUCAGAGCCUCGCACCAUCAGCCUGUAUGUCUCCAGUGGCAACACUGAGCCUGAACUUCUCCAUUCACGACAGCUAGUUAGAGAACCAUCGGUAUCUUGGGAGGCCUUUCCUCUAAAUGCAAAACUGUUUCAGCAGUUGUCCGAAAGUGACAGAAAAGUGACCUUUAUCCUGAAAGUGACCUCAGAUAAUAGCAGUCACCCUGUGGAGGGCAUGGACUCAGAGGGACACUUGAGAGUGCGCAGGUCAGCAGGUGAAGAUGAUUACAGUUGGGCACGGCAGAGACCACUACUGGUCACUUACAGCCAUGAUGGGCGCAGCGAACCACUCAUUCCAUUUGGAAGGAAGAAGACCCCCAGGGGUAAGAGGGGAGGAAACAGGGCUAAAAAACACAGAGGUCAGGGGUCACAGGUAAGCUGGCACGAUGUGUGGACAGACAGACGGGUAAAGAGGAAUAAUGGUGGUCGAGCAGCCAAGCUGAAACGCCUGUCUCGCUCUAGAUGCCGCCGCCAUCCUCUCUACGUGGACUUCAAAGAUGUCGGCUGGAAUAAAUGGAUCGUAGCACCGACUGGUUACGAUGCCUUCUUCUGCCUGGGUGAGUGCCGCUUUCCCCUCACUGACCACAUGAACUCGUCUAGCCAUGCCAUGGUGCAGACACUGCUGAACUCGGUUAAUGGAGCUGUGCCUCGAGCCUGCUGUGUACCAACGGCCCUCAGUCCGAUCGCACUCCUUUAUCUGGACCAGGAGGAUCACGUGAUACUGAAAAACUAUCAGGAUAUGGUAGUGGAGGGCUGCGGCUGCCGGUAACAAGGGACAGAAAAAAGGGCAAAAAGCAUGAAAACAUGGAAGAGCAAGCAGAUAAAAUAUCCCACAAACCUCCAGAUCCAAGCUUUUUCAAAGGCACCAUUAAGUUCCUGUCCAGUGGUGGUGCAUUGAUUUGUUCAUAAAGCAGCGCAAACCUGAUUUAUUUCUUAAAUCCAGUUUUAGAUUCUCAGGGCUAAGAAAAUGUGUCUGUGUGUUUGCAAUGGGUUCAUUUUAUUAAGCUGUAGCUAAUCACUGAUCACAUCGCUAAUCAGUGUGUUGGGGACAUCAAUAAACUAGCAGAAUAUUUACUCAGUCCACCAUCAGUACACAAUAGUGUUGCCUCCUGUUUGGAUUUUGUGGUAUCUGUGUUUGUGUCACAUUAUCUGCUCCUUCUGAAUAACGAACUCGUACUCGGUUACAUCACAUGCUUUAAAAAUCUGAAUUGAGCUGCUUAUCUGAACAAAGUCUAUGUCUCUGUGUCCCUGUGUCUCUGUGUGUGGUUCUGCUCACGACUCGUCCAGCAUCCCCAUCUCUGCUGUAAACACCACUGCAGUUCUGUCCGUCUCUUCCUUGUCCAUGUUGUCGUGUACUUCCUGUUUCACACCUUCUUCUUCCUCUCAGUAGCAUCAAGUCACUUCAAUGGAAACAGGGAGCUUCUGGAUAAAAGACAUUAGACUCUCGUUCAGCUUGAAAGCUUGAAGCCACAAGUUCACUAUUCAAUAAUAAUCUUCCAGUGGAUGUGGAUUUACAGAAAAGACUGAAACACCAGCACAUCUCUUCUCUUCAGAAAGUAUUUUAGCAACUCUGACACUAGACAAGCUCUUAUUGAAGGAAUGUAUCUAUUAUUAUUAUUAUUAUUAUUAUUAUUAUUAUUAUUAUUAUUAUUAUUAUUAUUAUUAUUUAUGGUGUUAUAUUAAUUUUCCUUGCAAAAAAAAAGUCAAAGUGGCUCAACAAAUAAUAUCUGAAAGUAAAUCUAAUUUAAGAGAGCAUAUAUAUCUAUAUCUAUAUGUGUAUCUAUUUAAAUUGCAAAUGCAUAUUUAAUCUUGACAAAUAUUUCAGAUUCUUGCAAAUACACUGAAGGUCAAGUCUUCAUUUCUGUAUGAAAGUGAGACAUCAAAUCAUCGUCGUUUCCUGUAGAGUUGAGUGAGCGCUGUGUCAGCACGUGGAGUUCAGCCACAGUGUCACACGAGCAAACACGUCUCUGUAACACAAACAGCUUACAGUCAAACAAUCACAAUCUUCAUCAUCAAAUCUUCAUCUGUCUGAUGGUGAAACUCUAAUAUAGUGAAAAAAGUGAGCAACUGUGAGCUCCACGCUGGUGCGGCACGAACAGGUCAUUUAAAUGUUCUGAUGAUUUCCUGAUUAAAGCUUCAGCACUGCGAUGCUCUCAGCUGCUUUAACACACCGUCUGUGGAAACGUCUGAUGUGUGAAAAAAUAAAAAUGAACAAAACUGAA
This is a messenger RNA of Tachysurus vachellii, 3165 nucleotides long. It is a transcript of the gene bmp16, whose product is annotated as bone morphogenetic protein 16. The record is from RefSeq and is a predicted model, not a curated record. Bases 459 to 1712 code for a protein of 417 amino acids. Gene Ontology annotation, cellular component: extracellular region. Gene Ontology annotation, biological process: BMP signaling pathway; SMAD protein signal transduction. NCBI's taxonomy places the organism in Eukaryota, Metazoa, Chordata, Actinopteri, Siluriformes, Bagridae. Gene Ontology annotation, molecular function: cytokine activity; growth factor activity. The transcript is spliced from 3 exons.